AUGCGUGUGCUUGCCCUCGUUACGGGUCUUGUUGGCAUUGCCAAUGCUGCCUGUCCUUAUAUGACUGGCGAAGCUGGCCCCCUCGAGAGACGAGGUGAUGGAGAUGCUUCUUCCACCGAGGAAUUUCUCUCCCAAUUCUACCUCAAGGACCAAGAUGUCUUUCUGACCUCCGAUGUUGGCGGCCCGAUCGAGGACCAAAACAGUCUCAGCGCAGGAGAGCGUGGAGCCACCCUGCUUGAGGAUUUCAUUUUCCGCCAGAAGAUCCAACGCUUCGACCAUGAACGGGUACCGGAACGCGCCGUUCAUGCUCGAGGCGCCGGCGCCCACGGAACAUUCACCUCGUACGGCGACUGGUCCAACCUGACAGCCGCGUCUUUCCUUUCUGCCAAAGGCAAACAAACCCCGAUGUUCACGCGCUUCUCUACUGUUGCUGGCAGUCGCGGAAGCGCCGAUACUGCGCGAGAUGUCCACGGCUUUGCGACUCGCUUCUAUACUGAUGAAGGGAACUUCGAUAUUGUUGGAAAUAACAUCCCCGUUUUCUUCAUCCAGGAUGCUAUCUUGUUCCCCGAUCUCAUUCACGCCGUCAAGCCCCGUGGCGAUAGCGAGAUCCCUCAGGCUGCUACCGCGCACGACUCGGCUUGGGACUUCUUCAGUCAGCAGCCUAGUGCACUUCACACCCUUCUUUGGGCAAUGGCUGGCCACGGUAUUCCUCGGUCUUUCCGUCAUGUUGAUGGUUUCGGUGUGCACACCUUCCGUCUAGUGACUGACGAUGGAAAGACUAAGCUUGUCAAGUUCCACUGGAAGGGACUACAGGGCAAGGCUAGUUUCGUGUGGGAGGAAGCACAGCAGACCGCUGGUAAAAAUGCGGACUUUAUGCGUCAGGAUCUCUUCGAAGCUAUCGAAGCUGGACGUUUCCCCGAGUGGGAGCUUGGUGUUCAAAUCAUGGAGGAAGACGACCAGCUUCGGUUUGGGUUUGAUCUUUUGGAUCCUACCAAGAUUGUCCCAGAGGAACUCGUUCCUGUCACCAAGCUAGGCAAGAUGCAACUGAACCGAAACCCCCUGAACUACUUUGCUGAAACUGAGCAAGUCAUGUUCCAACCGGGCCAUAUCGUCCGCGGCGUCGAUUUCACCGAGGACCCCCUCCUCCAAGGCCGUAUCUUCUCCUACCUAGACACCCAACUCAACCGUCACGGCGGCCCCAACUUCGAGCAGCUGCCCAUCAACCGGCCCCGUGUACCAAUCCACAACAACAACCGCGACGGAGCAGGCCAAAUGUUCAUCCCCCUAAACCCAAACGCCUACUCCCCCAACACAGAAAACAACGGCUCCCCAAAACAAGCCAAUCAAACCGUAGGCAACGGCUUCUUCACCGCACCCGACCGCACAUCAAGCGGCAAGCUCCAACGCACCGUCAGCUCUACCUUUGAAGACGUCUGGUCCCAGCCACGCCUAUUCUGGAACUCGCUCGUACCCGCCGAGAAGCAAUUCAUUGUAGACGCGAUCCGAUUCGAGACAUCCAACGUCAAGAGCAGCGUCGUGCGCAACAACGUCAUCAUCCAGCUAAACCGCAUCAGCAACGACCUCGCGACGCGCGUCGCAAAGGCCAUUGGCAUUGAUGCGCCGAAGCCAGAUCCAACCUUUUACCACGACAACACGACCGCGCAUAUCGGCGCCUUCGGACAGAAACUCGCCAAACUAGAUGGGCUGAAAGUUGGACUCCUUGCGUCUGUCGAUAAGCCGGCGUCUAUUGCGCAGGGCGCGAAGCUGCAGUCUGCGCUUUCUGCUGUGGGCGUUGAUGUCGUGGUUGUUGCGGAGAGGUUUGCGGAUGGUGUUAAUCAGACGUAUUCUGCGUCGGACGCAGUGCAGUUCGAUGCUGUUGUUGUCGCGGAUGGUGCGGAGGGCCUGUUUGCCUCCAAGUCGAUUACUAGCGUGCCGAAUAAGGCUUCUGGUGCGUCGUCUUUGUAUCCCGCUGGUCGGCCUUUGGAUAUUCUGCUCGAUGCUUUCCGGUUCGGGAAGACGGUUGGUGCGCUCGGUAAGGGCUCGGCUGCGCUACGCUCUGCACUCAUUUCUACGGACCGCGAUGGUGUGUACACUGCUAGCAAUGCUGGGAGUGCCUUUGUCAAAGAUAUAAAGGAGGGACUUCGGACCUUCAAGUUCUUGGAUCGGUUCGCGCUUGAUGAGUAG
Molecule: messenger RNA, 2184 nt
Organism: Penicillium roqueforti
Lineage: Eukaryota; Fungi; Ascomycota; Eurotiomycetes; Eurotiales; Aspergillaceae
Gene: cat1
Product: catalase catB
Exons: 6
Coding region: 1-2184 (727 amino acids)
Biological process (GO): hydrogen peroxide catabolic process; response to oxidative stress
Cellular component (GO): cytosol
Molecular function (GO): heme binding; catalase activity
Source: RefSeq, a predicted model, not a curated record